This is a messenger RNA of Drosophila eugracilis, 1806 nucleotides long. It is a transcript of the gene VhaAC45, whose product is annotated as V-type proton ATPase subunit S1. The record is from RefSeq and is a predicted model, not a curated record. The coding region runs from base 137 to 1264 and encodes 375 amino acids. NCBI's taxonomy places the organism in Eukaryota, Metazoa, Arthropoda, Insecta, Diptera, Drosophilidae. Gene Ontology annotation, cellular component: proton-transporting V-type ATPase complex. The transcript is spliced from 5 exons.
CUGGUGUACAUCACAUGACCGUCAUAAGGUUUUUUUCUCACUGGAAUAGGCGACGUCGUGCAAGGCAAAGCGAAAAUUUUCACCACCAUUUUUCGUUUGUAGUUUCAGUUCACUUUUCGUAAGCGAAUCCAGCGAGAUGUUGUGGAAAUCGCUGAUUGCGUUGUGCGUCAUUGGGGCUGCCUUGGCGGAGCAAACGCCCGUGUUUCUGUGGGGAGCCAACAGUGCGGCGAAGCCCUCCCUGAAGACGGUCCCCCAGGCGGAGUUUGCUAAGCAGUUAGCAACGUUGCUGGAAGAUCACAUGGUUGUGGCCUUCGAGGAAAAUGGCCUGAGCAGCAAAGACUUCCUGUGCUCUAACUCCCAGUCGCAGUCCUGUUACGCUCAGCUGCAAGGAGUGAGUCCCAAGACUUACUACACCAGCGUGGAGAAUCCCUCAGAGGCACUCCGUUCGGUCGCUGCCAAGCGGGAGCACAAUUCCAUCGAUGCAAGCGGAAAGUUGACCACCCCAGCCAAGUGCUCCGUAGGCACGGCCCUCUUUGUGAGCUUUGAGGAUUCUGCAGAGAGCCGAGAGUCCAGCCUGGAGUCACAUGAUGCCGCCAUUGCCGCUAUCAGCAAGCAGUUCGAUUGCAAGGUGGCUUAUCUAUACCUGGCCACCCCUUCAACUUCUCCUGUGGUGCAGCGUCGCACCCGCCGUGACACAGCCGCCACCACCGGCGGUAUCAUGUGGUCGAACAAAACGUUUCAGAUCUUCUACACCGAUUUGCUCUACAACGGCAAUUCCAUUCCGAGAACCGGAAUGUCGGUCCAAAUCAGCUCGGCCACUCAGUUUUCCGUUAUUCUUAAGGGAGAUAAGGACAUCACCUUUGACGUUCUAUAUGAUGGUGGAUACUUUAGCCUGAGCAAUUUGGCUUACGACGGCAGCACCUUCCGCUCCAGCGGUGUAAAUGCCCCCACCACGUUCUCCUACUCGUGCGGAAACCUCACCCUCGACUCCAAUGCCGUGAAUAACAUGUACAACACCCUGAGCUUCAAGUCCCUGCAACUGCAGGCUCCAUUCGAUGACAGCUACCAGGCAAACUUUGCUUUUGGUGACUCCUGGGAUUGUGUAGGCUUCGUGACGCCCGGAAUUCUAAUGGGACUGUUUGUGGUCGCCUUACUGUUGGUCAUCAUGUUCCUUGGCGUCUGUUGGAUGAUGGAUAUCAACACGAUGGACCGCUUCGACGAUCCCAAGGGCAAGACUAUCACCAUCAAUGCCGCUGCUGAUUAAACGGCUAGCUAGCUUCAUUAAUUCACUCCUUAUUUGAUUGUUCAAUACGCACUCAAUAUUCAUUCCUCUAUUCCUUCAGUCUAUCUACAUAUAUUUGUAAACGUUUCAAUACUUAAUACCGUAACCAUAUAACACAUAACCGGGAAAUUAGUACUCACAAUUUGUAUCAUAUCUGUAAUUUUUGCCGGCAAAGAUCAGUUGACGCCCAGCAUCAAAGUGCCACUGGUUUUUGUCGCCGAAAAUUGUCUGAGGUUUUGCUUGCACCGACUUGGCAUCCAGUAUUUCAUUUAGUAUAGCCCCUAAAUGUCGUAAAUCGAAGGAAUUAUAAAAAGACGCACACGUGUGUGUGUACGAUUGUGUGUAUGUGUGAGUGCCCAUAGGCAGUAAAUCUAAUCUUUAAUAUAUCUAAGUGUUUUAUAGUUUCUUGUUUGGCGCAAAUAUGCGAGACUAAUUUAUGCCUCUGUAUGAUAGUUUGUCAUUUGUGCAACCCUCCUGUUCGCAGGCCCAACGAAAAUAAAGUUUUUUUUCAAUUGUGUUACAAA